Gordionus sp. m RMFG-2023 is the source of this 1935-nucleotide messenger RNA. RefSeq lists its product as uncharacterized. The transcript is spliced from 3 exons. NCBI's taxonomy places the organism in Eukaryota, Metazoa, Nematomorpha, Gordioida, Chordodea, Parachordodidae. Gene Ontology annotation, molecular function: protein binding. The record is from RefSeq and is a predicted model, not a curated record. The coding region runs from base 1 to 1935 and encodes 644 amino acids.
AUGUCCAAAUGGGACCCAUUUAGCAGACCUUCAGUCAUAACUCAAUACAGUGAACUUGAAUGGAACAAUGGGCAGAUAUUAAACCCUGACGUGACGAUUACUAUAAAGGAUGAAAAAAUCGGUGCCCAUAAAAUAAUUUUGCAAUUCGCCAGCAAUUACUUUUGGAAGCUCAUACACGAGAAGAAAGGGCUGAGGGAAAUAAAAGUCCCCGACGAAUUUAAUAUUCAACCCGCUGUAUUCAAAAAUAUUUUAAAGUUUUUCUACACCCAAAAAUUUGAAAUCGACAAGGACAAUGUAAACGACAUAGAGAAAGCCUGCGAAAAACUGGAAUGCGAUGAUAUUCUUUACAAAUGUAAAGAGUUUAGAGAAAAGGACAAACCUCAAACAAAGAUUGAAGUGCCUCAUGCGGGCGAUAUUGCUAUCAAAACUACAGAUGGUAAACCACCCGCACCUCCCGUAGCUUGGGGAACCGAAUAUUAUUCUCCUGAAUUUUUAUGGAAGCCAUUGGUGCGUGGUUCAAAUUUUUUGCAUUUCUUACAAUUUUUGUGGGAUCAGGGACGGGCAAUAUUUUCUGAUGUUACCGUUAUCACCGGCGGAGUCGCAUUUCGUGCGCAUAAGAUGAUACUCUCUUGUCACAGUUAUUAUUUUUCGGAUAUUUUUUCGAAAUCCCCUCACGCGACCGAGAUCAUGUUGCCCAAAUCUUACGAUAUCAGUGCCUCAACUUUUCACAAACUAUUGAAAUUUAUGUACACUAAUAGUUUAGAAGUUGAACCUAGAGAUGCUAGUGCCUUAUAUCAUUCCGCUGUUAUUUUAAAGAUGACGCAAUUAAUAGGAUUUAUAGAAAAAUCCUAUUUCAAGGAACCUUAUGGACAUAAGGCAAAAAUAAAUCAGGAGCCAAAAAUUAGUGACCAAUUGUCUCCAAGAGGCUUUGAAACAUCGGCAUUAGCUGAAGCAGAAUUAAUGAAACUGUUAGGACCCCUGCCAAAUGCCAAUUCUAAUAUGCAAACAAGUAUGCCCAUUGCUGAUUAUAUGUCAACAAGUAUGCCCAUUGUUGAUUUCAAUAUGCCGCUUCCUGAUUUAAAUAUUCCAAAAAAUAAUUAUCAGCAAUUUUCCAUGGUGAACAACUUUUUAAAUUUGCCAGCACCCGUUACCCCACUUCCUCAAAUCAUGGCUCCCAAAACGCUUAUUCCUGCACUAACUCCCAUUCAAACCUUUAAUUAUUCUCAAAAUAUACCACCAAUCACAUUCCCGCAAUUUCCUCCGAUCCCUAGUAUAAUGCCCCAAACACAGCCACAAAUGUGCACGACUAAUUUACAAUUCGGGAAUGAUUUCCUAGAAUUUGAUAUCGAUAAAGUUAUCUCGAUUUUAUCCAAUGAUAAUAUAAUAGCAAAGAGUGAGUAUGAAAUUUUUAGAGCGGCAAUGAAUUGGUUGAAACACAAGCCAGAAAGAUUAACAUAUGUUAAUGAUAUUAUGAGAUGCAUAAGAUUUCACUAUAUGGAGCGAAAGGAUUUGAUGAACAUAACAAGCAUGACACGAGAUUGGUUCGAAAGGAAUAGCACCUAUAGAGAAAUGUUAUUGAAAGCGAAUUGGUUUAUAGUCUCUGGAGAUAAUAACAUUAAAUCAUCCCUAAGUGAUCCAAUUCCGAUGAGGAGAAGAAGGCUUGGAGAAAUGUACAACGAGAUUGGAGCUGGGGAAAGAUAUAAUAUGGCAAAAUUGCCGACCACUUUUCAAAACACUUUGACCAAUUAUAAUAUGUUUCCUACACUACCACCUCCAAUAUACCCCAUCAAAGAAAACACUUUUACCAAUUUUAAUAUGUUUCCUACACUACCAUCUCCUAUAUAUCCCAUCAAAGAAAACGCUUUGUGCAUACAGUGUAAUACUCAAUGGCCUUAUACAGCUAACAAACCUCUUUACGGAAGAUCGCCUUACUAA